ACUUAAUUUCAUAAGUACCUAUAUACAAUACAGUACCUGUAUAGCGUAUAUACGAUUGCUUUUAUCUUGUAAGAAGAUAUAGGUAUUGAAUGUCAUUAUGUCGACGAUAUAAAUUAAGAAUAGUAAGUUAAGAAAAAACGUAAUAAUAAUAUGUAACAUAAUAAUAACAUAUAAGUGAUGGAUCGGACAUGAAUAAUACGCUACCGAAGUGAUCUUACCAACUGCAGAACUGAAUUAAAAAAUAUAAAAAUAAUUGUAGCAGGUAUGGGUAUACCUUGGAUAGGCUAUCUAGCAGGUUUUUUGAUAGCUAAAUUGUUAAGGCAAAAUCCCGUAGACUCUCUUACGGUUGCUAUUGAAGUUGGUAUUCAAAAUACUGGUAUAGCUAUAUUCUUGCUCAAAUUUGCUUUAACUCAACCUGAAGCAGAUCUUACAACAGUGGCUCCAGUCUCAGUAGCAGUUUUAACACCGUUCCCUUUGUUGUUAUUAUUUAUCAUUAAGAAACUCAAAGCCCAGUUUUAUCACUCGCAUUCAAAACUAUCACAGGAAGACAUCGUAAAAGUAGACAAUAAUAACUCGACUGAAAACAUAUCCAACAACAGCGAAUUAAAAACGGUCUACUGAAAUAUCUGUACGACUUUAGUGCGAUCAUGCCAAGAUAAAUGUAUAGUAUACUGUUUAGAAGGUGUGUUGUUUACUAUAUGAAAGUUAACUUUCAUUAUAGUUUUAUUUUGUAUAAAAAUACGCAAUGAAAUUAUAAAAAAUCUCUAAAGUGGUUUAUGAUUUGUUAAUACUGUUCCAACGUUAAUAUGGUUUAUAUUAUUUAUAUAACUGGUUUUUAUAUAAAAAACAUUAAACAAUAGUAUCAA
This is a messenger RNA of Diabrotica virgifera virgifera (western corn rootworm), 866 nucleotides long. Its product is annotated as P3 protein-like. NCBI's taxonomy places the organism in Eukaryota, Metazoa, Arthropoda, Insecta, Coleoptera, Chrysomelidae. The record is from RefSeq and is a predicted model, not a curated record. Gene Ontology annotation, cellular component: membrane.